AUAAAUAAGUCGAAAUGUUGUUUAACGGUACUUAUUGAAUUAACGAAGGGUCACUCAGAAACAAUGGCAUCAAGAAUCGUUAUCCUUCUUUCAAUUCUAUUCACCCUCUAUAUUACUUCGAUCACUUGCUACCCUAUUUACGAUGGCAUUGGGCCAUCGUACUAUGGUGGCCCACCAAUAAUCAUAAAAGACCGCAAGAGUGGAAGCGACAGGGACAUUCUCUACCCCAUUAUGUUGUUAUGUUUAUUUGGUGGUGAUGGUUACGGUUGCUUUUGAAAUGUAACUUUAUUUUAAUACAGCUAUGAAAGUGAAAAAUAUGAAUUUAUUUUAAGCAACCGCAAUCUUUAUAAUAUUAGCUUGUAUCAAAUGUAAUACGGAUUAUUUUUUCAUCAUCCAUCAUUUUUUCGCGACAUAUAAAUCAUUGGAACUAAAAUCAAUACUUGGUAAAUCGCCUAUAUUUUUCCGAGUAAAUAGUCUAUUAGUCACGUAGCAUUGAUCGCAAAUUCGAAUUUAGUGAGCAAGAAUAAGCGUUCCAUUAAGAAAAGUUCAUAUUAUAAGCGUAUUCGGUUUUGACAGCAGAAUAGUACACCGCUUGUUUUCCCAAGAGUGAAAGUAACAGCUAUAACCAGAUGUUAAAAACUAAAAUCAAUUUCCUCAGUAUUGAGUUGAAUCUGGAAACGAUGAUGGACACAUUACAUUUCGUAAAAGAAAGAAAAUAGUCAUUUUGUUUAGUGAACAUAUGAGUAAAUAUUAUGAUUUCAAAAAUAAGUUGUUAACUACACAAAUAAGGAGAAAAUUAUUCAAUACAGCUGAAAUCAGUCCAAAUAUGAAGCCGUUUCCUUAUCUCCUUGAUUAGAUUAAAAUCAAAAUUGUUUCCAUUCCAAGUUCCUGUUUAAUUAUUUAUCAAUGAGAGUAAUGAUUUAGAAAUAACAGACCGUGCGAAAUGUCGAUUUCUAACUGUGGUGAAGAAGAUGAUGUCUAUCCACUCCACGAGUGUAUAUUUACUGGUGAUGUUCGAAAGCUGUCGUCGUUACUAAGAAACAACGAUGUGGCUCGUAAAGACAAGCACGGUAACACGGCCCUGCACCUGGCCGUCAUGCUCGGCCGUAAGGACUGCAUCCAGCUGCUGUUGGCGCACAGCGCUCCAGUCAAAGUCAAGAACCUGGCGGGCUGGUCACCGCUGGCCGAAGCUAUCAGCUACGGCGACCGCCAGACUAUAUCAUCACUUGUGCGCAAACUGAAGCAGCAGGCUCGUGAGCAGAUGGAGCGGCGCAGGCCCGAUCUUAUAAGAGCACUUGCUCAGAUACAAGAUUUCUACAUGGAGCUGAAGUGGGAUUUCCACUCAUGGGUACCUUUGGUCUCCAGAAUAUUACCAUCUGAUGUUUGCAAAAUUUACAAGUCAGGUUCCGGGAUAAGGUUGGAUACAACACUAGUGGAUUUCACCGACAUGAAAUGGGAAAGAGGAGAUAUAUCUUUUAUUUUCCAAGGAGAGAAACCGCCGAGUGAGUCCCUUACUGUUUUAGAUAACAAAGCUAAGGUGUACCAAAGAGUGCGCUAUGAAGAGACCGAAACUGAAAUUGAAGAUGAAGUAGACAUCCUGAUGUCAAGUGACAUUCUUGCAGCUCAGAUGUCCACUAAAGGCAUUUCAUUUACUAGGGCUCAGUCUGGUUGGAUAUUCCGUGAGGACCGCAAAGAAACUGUUGCCGGCUUAUACAGAAGUGAUAUAUAUACUAUCACAGGGCUUGUACUAGAAUCCCGUAAACGCCGCGAACAUCUAUCCACAGAUGACCUCCAGAAAAAUAAAGCUAUAAUCGAGAGCCUGACCAAAGGGAAUACACAAAACUUGGAUACUAAUGGUGAACCCACACGUCGUGCAUCACUGAAUCCUCCGCCUGAUAAUGAUACAGACUGGUCCUCGUACAUAUCUUCUCCUCCUGGUUUGUACCCAAGCCUUGGUCGAGAUCUUGUCUAUAAAGAAUCUUCUAGGAAUUUCCGAGCUACUAUUGCCAUGAGCGAUGAUUUUCCCCUGAGUGUGGAUAUGCUUUUGAAUGUAUUGGAAGUAAUUGCACCAUUUAAACAUUUCGCAAAACUACGACAAUUUGUGGCUAUGAAAUUACCCAGAGGAUUCCCAGUGAAAAUUGAUAUUCCGAUUCUGCCAACGGUGACAGCAAAAAUUACAUUUCAAAAGUUUGAUUUCCGUAGUGAUAUUGCUCCAGAUCUGUUCGUAAUACCCGACGACUUUGUAGAGGAUCCCUUACGGUUCCCUGAUUUAUGACGCUUUGAUGUUCUAACACUGUUUGAUAUUGGUGAACGGCCUAAUUGGCGGCGUGAAGUGCGGCGUGGUCGUGUGAGGCGCAUGGGGCGGCGCAAGCACCUGAGGCGUAGCCUACUCUCUAUAGAAUUUCCUUUGCCUGUUAGCCUGGGCAGCUAUUAUUCCAGCCAUUGUGUCCUUUUUGUUGAAUAGCCAAAUUUUAUGUUCAAAUUAUAAAUUGAUGUUGGUUUGUCUUCUAUAUGUAGUCAUUUUGUUCAACAGUGUUAGAAUUAUGUGUAUUAUUCCUUUAGUAUUUUUAAUUAUUGAAACAAACGGCUCAUGUUUUGAUUAUAAAAUUAUAAAAUGUUUUAAUAUAUUUUUACUAUCUUACUUCUACAUUAUGAUGAUAGAAUAUUGUGAUUUUGUUUCAGGCUUCAUUUCAGAAGUCUAAAGUUAUAUUUAGUUUGUUAUAUUGUAGUAUGUAUUUUGUCUUAUUUAUUAAAAUAAUAAUAUUUAUUGAGAAUAUAGGCAUCAUAUCUGUUAAUAGAAUUACUGUUCUGGCCUUGACAAAAUUAUCCUGGUCUCUGCAUUGGCACCUUAGUCCAUGGCCUACUCUCAAUGCAAGGCAUUGACUAGAUUCAAUCUGCACAGUUCACUUAGGUACUAAUUUAGUUGUACAAUUACAUGGCAGUGUAGUGUUUAAAUGUCCAUUAAAAAUUGAACAUGACAAUGCUCAUACAUAUGAUUAGAGCUUGCAUGAUGGUGUUUAAUAAAUUAGUAAUGCUAACAUGCGGUAGAUGAGCAUGUGGCUAUUGUAUGGCGAAUUUUCUUAGAAGUACCAUAUAAAAAUGAUUAAAUCUCUUGAGGCUGAAAUACUGCCACUUCACUCUUGUACCUUCAGCAUUUGGUAUCUAUAUCUUAUUGUAUUAGUGUUUAAUUAUGUAACUUACAUACUUAUAUAGAAAUAAAAUAGUUGAAUGUAUAUGAUGUUUUAGAUGUCUUAGUCAAUUGCCACAUUACCAUUUUCUGUGUAUUCACAAUACCACAGGUGUUCGUUUGUAAAUAUCAAAAUUAUUUAUUGUAUUUGAACUCUUAGGCUUAUCAAAGUUAAAGCACUGAAUGUACUUAUUUUUACUAAAUUUUAGCACAUGAUACCUAUACUGUAGAGUAGAGCCAGAUGCUUACGUAGUGAAUUGCGCAAUAGUUUUUAUUCAUGUCUAGUAUAUCGACAAUAACUUUGAAAUGAAAUCCCACCAAACAAAAUAUUAAUGUUAUGUAUAAAAUAUUUCUUCUUGCCAGUAGUGUUUUAGUCAAUAUAAAGACAAAAAAUAUGUGACAAUCUAUCUGUAAAACACUUAAAUGUGAAAAAA
Messenger RNA from Trichoplusia ni (cabbage looper), 3621 nucleotides. RefSeq names its product ankyrin repeat domain-containing protein 13C. The transcript is spliced from 2 exons. The coding region runs from base 944 to 2275 and encodes 443 amino acids. The record is from RefSeq and is a predicted model, not a curated record. Gene Ontology annotation, molecular function: protein binding. NCBI's taxonomy places the organism in Eukaryota, Metazoa, Arthropoda, Insecta, Lepidoptera, Noctuidae. Gene Ontology annotation, cellular component: cytoplasm.